UGCAGACGGUUUGCAUAUCAGGGGUGGGGUCUGUCCCACCAUUGGUCUGAAGGGAAGAAAUAAUUAGCAAGGGGAUAAGCAGAGAAGUUCACAGGCAAUGGUUCUGGCCUACAGGAAGAGAAAAAUAAUAAAAAGCAGCACGCGGACUGUGACAGAAGAGUCAGGCCAGUAACCUAAACUCCGAUUGGAACAGCCUCACGCUUUCUUGAGCUCCAUUUCAAGUAAACACCAAACGACUGAGAGGACAUUUGUGGACACUUGAGUCUGGAAACUUGCUGUCCCUCUCAAUCCCUCCUCAGAAAAUCCCAACAGCAGUCUGCUAUGGCGGAAACGACAAGUCCAGCCAUUCCAGAAGUUUCUGCCACUCAAGCGAACUUCCAGGUCAACACAGAGACAAUGGCAAACCUCCUCAGCACCGCUGAAAUACCUACGACCUGGAAAUCCUCCACCGUUUAUCCUCUGUCCAAAGCUGAAAUACUUACGACCUGGAAAUCCUCCACCGUUUAUCCUCUGUCCAAAGCUGAAAUACCUACCCUUUAUCCUCUGUCCAAAGGUCUGGGCGAGUCCACCACAGCCAUUCAUGUAGUAGGUGCUGAUGUAGAAGAUGGAGCCUUCAAUGCCGUCCUGGUAGGUGUCAUCGUCGCGGUGAUCUUGGUGCUGUUCUGCCUGGUCGCCGUGCUCCUCCGGUACAUCUAUCGGCACAAGGGAACCUACCGCACCAACGAGGCCAAAGGCACGGAGCUCGCCGAGGACGCCGACGCGGCGCUGAAGAGAGAUCCAGUGCUGCAGGAGUCCGUGGACGACGGCAACAAGGAGUACUUCAUUUAAAAUGGCAUGCCCUAACCCUGAACCGGAGACUUAACCUGUGCCUCAGCCCAUUGCAAGGGUAUGAGGAAAAUAAAUUCCAAAUUUUCAUUGGAUUUCACAAA
This is a messenger RNA of Anguilla rostrata (American eel), 929 nucleotides long. Its product is annotated as glycophorin-C-like. The transcript has 8 exons. NCBI's taxonomy places the organism in Eukaryota, Metazoa, Chordata, Actinopteri, Anguilliformes, Anguillidae. Bases 322 to 828 code for a protein of 168 amino acids. The record is from RefSeq and is a predicted model, not a curated record. Gene Ontology annotation, cellular component: membrane; cortical cytoskeleton.